Messenger RNA from Ramularia collo-cygni, 603 nucleotides. Its product is annotated as probable GTP-binding protein rho2. The transcript is spliced from 4 exons. Bases 1 to 603 code for a protein of 200 amino acids. The record is from RefSeq and is a predicted model, not a curated record. Gene Ontology annotation, molecular function: GTP binding; GTPase activity. Lineage: Eukaryota; Fungi; Ascomycota; Dothideomycetes; Mycosphaerellales; Mycosphaerellaceae. Gene Ontology annotation, biological process: small GTPase-mediated signal transduction.
AUGGCUCAACAAGAUAGCCAAGUUAUGCGCAGGAAACUCGUCAUCAUUGGUGAUGGUGCUUGUGGAAAGACCAGUUUACUCUCCGUCUUCACACUCGGCUAUUUUCCAACGCGAUAUGUCCCAACAGUCUUCGAAAACUACGUCACAGACUGCCGCGUAGAUGGAAAGUCGGUGCAGCUUGCUCUGUGGGAUACUGCCGGACAGGAAGACUAUGAGCGCUUACGUCCACUGGCAUACAGCCAAGCACAUGUAAUCCUCAUUGCCUUUUCAGUUUCCAGUCCUGACUCUCUCCAAAACAUCACCACAAAAUGGCAUCCAGAAGUCCUGGACCGAUGUCCUAAUGUUCCGAUAAUCCUUGUUGGCCUCAAGAAAGAUCUUCGCGACGAUCCUGUAGCACAGGAGGAGAUGCGAAAACGUUCCGAAAAGUUUCUCACAUCCGACGAAGGAGAGGAAGUGCGAAAACGCAUUGGGGCGAAGAAAUACCUCGAAUGUUCGAGUUUGACCGGUGAAGGCGUCGAUGAUGUCUUUGAGGCUGCCACAAGGCAAAGCUUGCUAAGCGGUGGCAAGAGCGAUAGUGGGAGAGGAUGCUGUGUUAUACUAUGA